Sinocyclocheilus grahami is the source of this 309-nucleotide messenger RNA. Its product is annotated as centromere protein X-like. Gene Ontology annotation, molecular function: protein heterodimerization activity. Bases 16 to 231 code for a protein of 71 amino acids. Gene Ontology annotation, biological process: replication fork processing; DNA repair; resolution of meiotic recombination intermediates. Lineage: Eukaryota; Metazoa; Chordata; Actinopteri; Cypriniformes; Cyprinidae. The transcript has 3 exons. Gene Ontology annotation, cellular component: FANCM-MHF complex; Fanconi anaemia nuclear complex. The record is from RefSeq and is a predicted model, not a curated record.
AAUUAUUAAGAAAAAAUGGUCAGCGAGAUCAGGCACCUGAACAGCAUUCAGUUUGGAAGUUUUUCUUCCACAGUCAGCAGUGAUGCUGUCAUACUUGUAGCAGAGAUGUUGAAAGUAUUUGUUGAAGAGGCGGCACGCAGAGCUGUAAAACAGGCCGACAGUGAGGACUGUGACACUGUUGAUAUUGAACACUUUGAAAAGAUUCUGCCACAACUGCUUCUUGACUUUUAAUUUUGCUGAGGAGCCAGCAGAUGGCAACAUAACCUAGUUCUGCUGAACAUGAACAUCCUGGACUUCACUUUGAAUAUU